CAAUUUGGGAUCGGCCAAAUGGGAAUUAAGUAUCAUUUUCGAUUUGUUAGAGCUUUUUUUUGUAGAUUUUACGCAAGAAUCGAGCAGUCAAUAUUUACUUCCUGUAGUAAAAGAACCUGAAUUGAAGGGAAUGAAUACUGAUGAUUCAUAAAGAAGAUUUUAACUUGUUUGGGAUUGAAGUGUAGUUAAUCGAUGAUUCGCUUUUCUUGUGGUGAUGACUCCAAACUUCUGGUAAUGUGGUAUUUAUCAUUUGUGCUUGGAGUUUUUAAUUCCUGGGGUUCAAGUAACAAAUUUUAGUAGGCGUUUGGCCAUGAAAACCAAAUAUUUUUUACUUUAUUUGGAAUUUUGGAGUUGGAGUUAAAAUUGGAGUUGAAGAUGGAGUUGUGUUUGGUUAUAGUUUUUGCAAAGAAUAUUUGGUUGUUUGAAUGUAUUGAAAGUGAAAAAAGUGAAAACAAGGUUUUAGUUGUUUUCCAAAUUCCCAAUACAACUUCUAGUUGUAUUUGGAAUUUUCAUGGCCAAACGCUGAUUUCCAGAUAAAGUGAAAUAAUUUUCCAGAAAAAAGCGAAAAAUUCUCAUGGCCAAACGGGGUCGUAUAACAAAAUGCUCACAUGAUCGGAAUGAAUUUAAGUUUCUAACUGUUUCAAAUUGUAAUCAGUUGGUUUAUGUAAAUAGUAUGCGAGAGAACUUGAUGAUUAUUAUCUUUAGUAACUAUUAAUAAUUUGUCUACUAGAGUAGUAACUAGGAAGAACGUAACCCCCCACUCACCCCCAAAAAAGUAGUAGUAGUAAUUAGUGGGGAGUGCAUUGUUCCACAACACAACUUUUUUUUUUUUUUUUGAACUACAAUUGCUAACAAAUUUCGUUUUUUUAGUAUUUUUGUGUUCCAGGAUGAUGUUAAUUUUAUCCGUCUUGGAUUUCCUUACUACUUUUUGUUUCGAUAUAAAGAUGGCAUGGUGCAUGUUGAAAAAAUAAUACUAAUCUCCGGACCUCGUGCAUAGCGGGAGCUUAGUGCACCGGGCUGUCCUUUUUAUUUAUGGAUCUCUGGAAAUGGGAAACCCCAUACCGUAAUCCUCUAUCAUGGACAACGGUUUUUUUUUUUUUUUUUUCACAUUUGUUCAUUGGUGACUUCACCCAAUCUUAUGGUUGGAGGAGGGUCCUUACCACUAGACGACCCCUCUUUCAUUAAUAGUGCUUAUAGAAUAAUUGCAAAUGAGAAUCAUCAUUUUUGUUGCAUCAGUGUUGAUGUCCAAUUCUGUAGCAGGGAGGAAAACCCUUUUCUUUUAAUGCAAGGGGAAUAAAUUCUGUCAGGGGGAAUUUAUUCCUGCAAAAUAUCUAUUCAUUCUUGUGAUUUCCUCUGCAUUACAGGUGUAUGGUAUUAGUAGCCAAGAUGUAUAAGUUGACGUGACUAAAUAAUGUGAAAUGAUUAUUCACACACUAUUAGGGGUUGUUUGGUCUAGAAAUGUUUUAUGCAAGGAUUAGUAUUAUAGAGAUUAGGAUUUAACUGAGCUUAUUGUUUGAACAAAAAUCUUAAAGAGACUUCCUUUUUGAAUUUUAUAGCCACGUAAUAUGACGGUUCAUCCUGAUUGAUACCAACUUGUAAGUAGCAAAUAUACAUGGUUGCGCAUGAAUGCUCUUUCCUGUUAGCGGAUUUGUCUUUUUGCUGCUUAAAGUAAUUCGUGCAUAAGGUAAGGAAAUUCGGACGAGCUCUAUAACUGAAACAGACGUACUACCCAGCAUGUUAAAAAUUUCCGUAUUCCUAUUCGUAGUUUCUGCUAGAUUGGGAGAAUUUGAUUGCUUUUUCCGAUUUUGACAGGAGGAAAUUCUAUGGCUCCAAAAAAGAACAGGAAACAAAGCAAUAAAGCUGCUGAAUCUAGUUCUAGAAGUACUGUUGCUGGAAAAAAAGCUUCCCGGGCACUGAAGGGUAAACGUAAACUUGUAAAAAAGUUCUCUCACAUAAACUCUGCACAAACCAAAGAAGCUGUGCAAAUGCAAGCCAGAAAUAAAGACAAGAAAGCAAAAAAUGGCAACCAAGGAAAUGAUGUUGGUGGAGAAGAUGCUAGCAAGUCUCAAAAUAUUAAUGAAGGGAACAAAGAAAUGGAUACGAGUGAAAGACAUGGAGAGGUGAGUAAGGAUGAAAAGAAUGAAAAGAGCUUUGGUCUAAAUGAAGGACGGGGAGAGGUGAAUUGGGAUGCAAAAACUUUAAAUAGUCUUGGUGGAGUAAUUUUCAUGUGCAAUGCGAGAACCAAAGAAGAUUGUUACAGAUAUCGCGUGAUGGGUGUUUCUGCGAGCAAGCAAGACUUUGUGAUGGGAGUCAAACCUGGUCUUAAACUUUUUCUCUUUGAUUUCGAUCUGAAGCUCAUGUAUGGUAUUUAUGAGGCAUCUUCUGCUGGUGGAAUGAGACUUCAACCAGCGGCAUUCGGUGGGGCUUUCCCUGCUCAGGUUCCUUUUCGGAUUCACAAGGACUGCAUUCCACUACCAGAGAAUGUGUUCAAGAAAGCAAUUAAAGACAAUUAUGAUGAAAAGUCCCGCAAGUUUAAGACUGAGCUGACAGUUAUGCAGGUUGAGAAGUUAACAGAGCUGUUUAGACCUGCACCAUGGUUUGAUCCAACCCUCAAACCAGUACUACCGGCUCCUGUGGCUCAGCCAGCUAAUCAGCCCUCAGUGGCCCCACCUUUACCUGGUCGGAAUUUCUCACCACAUGAUCAUGGAAGGCAGCAGUGUGCAGACCGCUAUGUUAUGCCUAGGGAGGUUGCCCAUAAUCCACAUUUUCUUACUGAGAAAGAAUACAGAAGCUGUGGUCUUCAACAGGCAAAACAUAUGCAGCCUUCUACUUCACUGCACGUUAACUACAAAUUGGAUCAUUAUGGAUCUGAACAAGGAACAACUCAGCAGCUCCUGAAGGCACCUUCACGGAAUGAACAUGGUUACUCCAAUGCUCGCUUUCCAAGUGAAAGGGAAUACCGCAGUUAUGGUCUUAAUAGUUACCAUGGGCAACCUGUUACUGUUGCUCCUCCUGUAGAAAGUAGUAGUACAGUAGCUGCAGCUAAUGUAAAUCCUUAUGAUGAGAGUACCACCUCGCUUGUGAACCGGUAUCUUUCUCUGCCAAGGACAACCAUAAGACAUGGAGAGUUGCCUUCGACGGGCAGAGAGUCAUUUGCUAGUGCUUCCAACUAUGUGAAUGACAUCAGAGGCUAUCCAGGAAGAUUGCCUGCUGAAAAUGUAAGAUUUUAUCCACCAAAGGCUCCUCAUGCGCUAUCAGGUCAUAGCCACAUAUAUCAGUAUCCUAGAGAUGAGACUGGAAAGUCAUCGUCAGUCUUACCUCAGUAUCCUUUUGCUCGCCCACCUCCAUCACGCCAAUGACACUGUGCUGCAAAGUGCAUCCAUCCCUCAAUGAUGCCUAUUGUGGCUCCAAUGGACUCCAGAAUCCAAAAAAUUGUUUUAUUGUAUUUCACAUUUCCUUCCUGUACAAGCUGGGAAAUAAUCCUGAUGGCCUCCGAAUAUCCAGGUGGAGGUGUGGGGGGUCCUUGUAAUGGGUUAACGAGAAAAAAAAAAAAAAAAAGAGGAGGAAAGGCUGGAUAAUUUGCUUCACUUCUUCAGACAAUGUGAUGUUUGUCCAUAUCUUUAGUAGGGUCCUGAUGAUGAAUGCUUGAACUAGAACUUCAGGAUUCUGAUGGGAGUCACAUUUAACUGUAAGGUUAUAUCACAGGAACAGGUCAUGAUGCACUAGGUUCCUUAACCUGUAUGAACUCUGCAAAUAUAACGGAUAGUGGUGCAGCAGCUGCUUAGUUUGUGAAAGAUUUUCCUAGGGAAGUUUUGUCACAGCUAUAAAUCUCAUUUGCAAGGUGGGUCUCUGCUCAAACUCCAGUACUCUCUCUUUGGUUUCGAGGCGCCUCUUAGCGCCCAAUGUGGAAGAGAUGCAUCUUCACCAAACUGAAUAUGAUCUUUUGGUAUCCUAUGUACAAUACGUUCUGUUUCUAGUGGAUUAUCUGAUGUUUUGCCUGUACAGAGACCUGUGACAGUGUCACUUCUAUAUGAAAAAAGUAAACAGUUUUUGAACAGCUCAAAGGACUAGUCUGAAAAUUUCUCGAGUUGGUACAAUUCCUUUGGAGGGGUAUUUUGUUCAAGUCUCUUUAUAUUUCA
Lycium ferocissimum is the source of this 4139-nucleotide messenger RNA. RefSeq lists its product as uncharacterized. The record is from RefSeq and is a predicted model, not a curated record. The coding region runs from base 1824 to 3359 and encodes 511 amino acids. The transcript is spliced from 3 exons. NCBI's taxonomy places the organism in Eukaryota, Viridiplantae, Streptophyta, Magnoliopsida, Solanales, Solanaceae.